This is a messenger RNA of Penicillium nucicola, 558 nucleotides long. RefSeq lists its product as uncharacterized. The transcript has a single exon. Lineage: Eukaryota; Fungi; Ascomycota; Eurotiomycetes; Eurotiales; Aspergillaceae. The coding region runs from base 1 to 558 and encodes 185 amino acids. The record is from RefSeq and is a predicted model, not a curated record.
AUGCAGGUCUCAACAGUCUACCGCGCUCUCCUCCUCUCAGCCAAUCCCUUAUUCGUGCGCGCAAUCUCAUCCUCUCAGCAAAGCACUCGCCUCUACAGCAUCCUCUUCCCACAGUGCCCAAGCUAUAAAACCCACACCAGCCCAGCCUUCCAAAUCCGCACCAUGAGCGAAUUCCCACCCUCCGACUCAUCCUCCCCAGCCAACACCACAAAGACCCCACCAACCGACCAACCUCACUCCCAAUCAGAGCCUACCAGAAUCCCCGAACAGAUGUACCUCCCAGAAAGCGCAUCCGCAGACAACGUGCAAGGUUCCGACUCAGGCGGAAUAAAGCUCGACAUGAGCACCGGCGGAACGGAAAUGAAACUAGACCACCUGGGACCGAUGGUGGUCAACACCGACGGAACAUUAUCGCAGAUCGGAAACUGGCAACAGAUGAGUGAGAUCGAGCAGAAGAAUACACUGCGGAUUAUCAGCAAGCGCAACAAGUCAAGGCUGGCGGCUUUGAAGGCGAAGGAAGAUGCCAGUGGAAGUGGAAACAGCCCUGAGAAUGCAUAG